GAUAUAGACAUGGAUAUAAUGACAAUUAUUAUUGUAGAGAGAAAGUAAAUGAAAAUAAUUUAAUAAAUUUAAUUUUACAUUUAAUAUUUUUCUUAAUCAAUAUCAAAUAAACUAAAACGACACUUAUUUUAGCACUAAAACAAAGUAAACAAGCAAAGUUGAUCCAACUGAAAACUCUUCCAACAAAAAUAUCUUGUCUUAAAGUCUUAUUUUUCUCUUUAGUUCCAACUUUUUCUCUUUUUCAUUUUCGCAAACAGUUGGUGUGCACACACAAAACAAAACUCUACAAAUCUCUUCUUUUUUUGUUGCAUAUUGGUAUUUAACAAUGGCGGAUCGAGAGAGAAAAUUGAUGAAGGAAGGUGUAUUAACUUAUGCAUAUAUACUUCUCUAUAUUGCCCUCUCUAGUGGUCAGAUCUUCUUCAACAAGUGGGUUUUGUCAUCUAAAGAAAUAAACUUCCCGUAUCCUCUUGCGCUGACGCUACUUCACAUGGUCUUCUCCUCAGUACUAUGUUUUGUGCUUACCAAAGUUUUCAAGAUAAUGAAGGUUGAAGAAGGAAUGACUCUAGACAUAUACAUUAGCUCGGUCAUUCCAAUUGGUGCUAUGUUUGCUAUGACUCUUUGGCUUGGAAACACCGCUUAUCUUUAUAUUUCUGUUUCAUUUGCUCAGAUGUUGAAAGCAAUCAUGCCCGUAGCUGUUUUCAUCCUUGGAGUUGUAGCUGGACUUGAAAUGAUGAGCUGCAAGAUGCUUCUCAUAAUGUCUGUAAUCAGUUUUGGCGUAUUAGUAGCUUCUUAUGGAGAAAUAAGCAUUAACUGGGUUGGUGUCAUCUACCAAAUGGGAGGCGUUGUUGGAGAAGCGUUGAGGCUUAUAUUUAUGGAGAUUCUGGUAAAACGGAAGGGCCUCAAGCUAAACCCCAUAUCUGUCAUGUACUACGUUAGUCCAUGCAGCGCUCUUUGCCUUUUAGUUCCAUGGAUCUUUUUGGAGAAACCAAAGAUGGACGAACAACUAACAUGGAGCUUUCACCCUAUUGCUCUAAGUCUAAAUUGUAUAUGUACCUUUGCCUUGAAUCUCUCAGUUUUCUUGGUGAUCUCACAUACAAGUGCCCUAACCAUUCGUGUCGCUGGAGUUGUCAAAGAUUGGGUGGUUGUACUGCUAUCUGCACUACUUUUUGCUGAUACGAAGCUGACACUAAUUAAUCUUUGUGGUUAUGCUAUCGCUAUCGCAGGUGUAGCUGCAUAUAACAGCCACAAGCUAAAAAAGGAAGCUUCUCGAGUAAGCUCAAACGAGUCUCAAGCUGCUGAAUCUAUACCUUUAGUAUCACCUUCAGCGUCCAAUGCGUAGAUCUUGUAUGUAAAGUAGCAGAAAAGUCGACAAAUUCCAGUAUGCUUAUUGUUCCUCCCGGUAAGGAGGGGUUGUUUCAUUCUUAAAAUUUGAUGCAUUAUUGAGUACUGCUUUGUAUUGUUGCAUUAGAAAGUGAUAUUCACGUCAGGAACUUGUCUGUGGACACGACAUUCUCUGGUUGUUUCUGCCGCUUUUGAAUUUGAGACAUCGGAGCUCAAGAAAGAGGAACUGUUAUAAUGUUGUAUUUGAACGCGAAAUGGUUGGGACACUGACAUUCUUUUGGUUGGAACAUAGACAUCGAUGACUGUUAAGACUCUUGAUAUGUUAAAAACAGAUUUCAGAUGUAUUAAAAGUGUAUAGCUGUUGUUGGAA
Capsicum annuum is the source of this 1711-nucleotide messenger RNA. RefSeq names its product probable sugar phosphate/phosphate translocator At3g14410. The transcript is spliced from 7 exons. Gene Ontology annotation, cellular component: Golgi apparatus; endosome; trans-Golgi network. The record is from RefSeq and is a predicted model, not a curated record. Lineage: Eukaryota; Viridiplantae; Streptophyta; Magnoliopsida; Solanales; Solanaceae. The coding region runs from base 326 to 1339 and encodes 337 amino acids. Gene Ontology annotation, molecular function: antiporter activity.